Python bivittatus (Burmese python) is the source of this 794-nucleotide messenger RNA. The record is from RefSeq and is a predicted model, not a curated record. Lineage: Eukaryota; Metazoa; Chordata; Lepidosauria; Squamata; Pythonidae.
CAUUGCUAUGAUUGCAGGGCCUAAUAGCAUCAGGUGUGCAUACAUAUGGAAAUAGACCUUAACAGAUUUCACAGAUAUUUAAAGCCCAUCCUCACCCAUGCUGGCCCACCACUUACUACAACUUUACCAGAAUGGUGUAAUCCUGUAGCUAGGUUGCUGACUAGCCCUAGAGCCUAUGGGGAGCAACUGAAGGAUGAAGAUGGGGACUUUAUUGUCAAUAAUGAUGAACUGACCCUGAAUUAUGAUGCUUCGGACGUCUUUCCUGUGCCAGCACAGAACAGAACAGAUACACCCCAUCCUGCUGGCAAAGAAAACAUCUAUGAUGGAGACCUUGGUUUAGGAGGAUAUGAACUCCACUCUGAAUCUGCUCCAGGGUUUUUCCCAUGUUAGAAAGCAUGGGCAUCCAGGAGGCUGCAGAACGAUAGAAAGAAGUCUAGCAGAAAGCGACACUAUCCACCUCGUCGUAACAAUAAAUUGAGCUCAAAACACCUGCCUGAAGAAUUCUAACCCACCCUUAGAAUGAGGUGGAAAAACAGACAUCACCUUGACAGAAAAAGAAAUCUUUCUGAAUGUUGACAAACCAAUUUUGGCACAGUAUUAACUCGGUAUCUGUUGGGAUGGGAAAUGGCUGCAGAAUUGCAGAAGCUCUGUAGAAAGAUUUAGGAGGAACUGCUGGUCAGGGAAGAAAACCAACCAGUGCUGUCAAGAGUUCCCUUUUUUGAAUCCUGUGAACACGUUGCUAUCCAAGAUCCAAUUACUAUUUCUAUGCUCCUACUUUAAAAAAAAAAAAAAAA